Messenger RNA from Heterobasidion irregulare TC 32-1, 1329 nucleotides. RefSeq lists its product as uncharacterized. Gene Ontology annotation, molecular function: RNA binding. The record is from RefSeq and is a predicted model, not a curated record. The transcript has 9 exons. The annotation marks the transcript as partial. Lineage: Eukaryota; Fungi; Basidiomycota; Agaricomycetes; Russulales; Bondarzewiaceae.
GUAGCUCCGAAGAAAGGACAGAAAAUGUCUCUGAAUGAGUUCCUGGGUGAUAGUGGAUCAUGGGCAGACGAAAUGGAUGCUUUGCCUACCGCUCCUGCCUUAAGGGCAGAUGGCGACGGGCCUGGACGGAGAGACGAUUACAUGUCCAAUAGAGGUAUUAGGCAGAUGGGUCCGCCCCGUGAGGAUUUGCCACUUCCCACCCAGCCCCCGUACACGGCUUUCAUCGGAAACCUUGCAUUCGAUCUGACCGAAGCUGAUUUGGAGAGCUUCUUUGGGACCUUGAAGGUAAAAUCUGUCAAGGUGAUAAAGGAUAGGGAAGAACGGCCGAAGGGCUUUGGGUAUAUUGAGUUCGAAGACUUGGAGGAUCUGAAAGAUGCCUUAGCUAGGUCGGGCUCGGCUUUAUCAGGUCGAACGAUCCGGGUGAGCGUUGCAGAACCACCGAAGGAGCGUGGCGGGUUUGGAGGGGGCUUCGGAGGUGACGAUGCUAAGUUUGCCGGCAACUGGCGGCGCGAAGGCCCGCUUCCCGACCUGCCUGACUCUCGUGACUCUUCUCGGCGCCGCUUUGAUGGCCCUCCUGGUGGCGACCGCGAGCGUCCCCCUCCCAGUCUCUCUGAUAAUGCUAGCGAUUGGCGCUCGAGUCGCGCUCCUGCCCGCGCUGAACCAGAGGCUCCGGCAAGGCGCAAAGCUCCAGGCUUUUUUGGUGCAUCGGAUGGACCUAGCGCAGCUGACAAGGAGGAGACGUGGACUAUUGGUGGUAAAUUCAAACCGAGCACGAACGGAGAGGAAGGAGGGACAGGUAGCAAGUUUGGGCGGUUUGCAGGGCGGGGAGAUGGGCCCCCACGGAAUGAUCCUCCUGCUGCCCCCGAAAGUGACUGGAGAAGCACGCCAAGGGCAGCCAUUUCCCGGCAAAGCACAUCUCCCAACUCAUCUACCCCACCUACCCCUCAAAUGGGUCGCCGAAAACUCGAGCUUUUACCUCGCUCUGGCAACGUCUCCGUGUCUCCUUCUCCUCUUGCUUCCCCCAAAAUGCCCCAUAGUGCAACUAGCACUGCCCCGCGCGCCAAUCCGUUCGGAGCAGCCAAACCUGUUGACGUCAGCGCAAAAGAAAAGGCUGUUGCUGAGCGUUUGGACAAAGAACGUGAAGUGACAAAGGAACGUCUGGCACAUCAACAGCCCAUGUCUCGUACGAGCUCACGCGCCGGCUCCGACCGUACCGGAACGCCCAAGAUACCGCAAUCAAACUCUGUACCUCCCUCACCUCGAGCGACAUCAGCAGUAGCCAGCAUCCGUCCCGCUUUCAGCUUUGCUGAUGCCGCUGGUGCGAAGAAG